Molecule: messenger RNA, 868 nt
Organism: Lolium rigidum
Lineage: Eukaryota; Viridiplantae; Streptophyta; Magnoliopsida; Poales; Poaceae
Product: UPF0047 protein YjbQ
Exons: 7
Coding region: 58-492 (144 amino acids)
Source: RefSeq, a predicted model, not a curated record
CACCCAUCGCCGCCGCCGCGCCGCCGCGACCUCAUCUCGCCGCCCUCGCCGUGCUCCAUGGCCGCCAAGUGGGCCCAGAAGACCGUCGUCAUCCCUGCCCAGCGCCGUGGCUGCCACCUCGUCACCCCCAAGAUUCUGAAGGAGAUUGAAGGCGACCUCUCCGGGUUCAAGUGCGGCUUGGCGCAUCUAUUCUUGCAGCACACAAGUGCUUCCCUGACCAUCAACGAGAACUAUGAUUCUGAUGUACAGGCUGACACCGAAACUUUCCUGAACAGAAUUGUCCCAGAGGGCCGGUCUGCUCCGUGGAAGCACACUUUAGAAGGACCUGAUGACAUGCCAGCACAUAUUAAAUCAUCAAUGUUUGGUUGUGCCCUGACAAUUCCUAUAACUGACGGACAUCUGAACAUGGGUACUUGGCAGGGUAUAUGGCUCUGCGAACACCGUGAUCAUGCUAGCGCACACAAAAUUGUGAUCACUCUCAAUGGAAUCUAAACGAAAGAUGUGAUGGCUGGGAAAGAGAGGGAAUGUCGGAAGCUUUAAGCACCAGCAUGGAGAAUCAGAAUCUGUGCUUCAAACAUGUCAUGUAUGAAUCUUCAGUCUUAUCUAUAUGUACGAGCAGUGCAAAAUCAAAUAAAUCUUAGCCACUGUUUCUAGUGUGAUAUCUGGCUUGUACUUCGUCAGACUUUUGGAGUUCAUGGUAGAUGUGCAUCAUGCAGCCACUCUUAUACAUUGUUGGUGUUUCCUCGAAAUAUGUAACUCUAGAAGGAAGAUGGGAAGUGUCAAAAGUCUGUAUAUCUUUCCAUUAUCAUACAAUUGAUAUAAAAUGUUUGAAAAUAAAUUGGUAAACAGUACUACCUUUGUUUGAAAA